UUCUGAAAUUAAAUUUUGUGCCAGCUCUAAUUACGACAAUUGGCCCAGACUAAGCUCAAUGAGAACCAGCAUUAUGUUGCCUACGAGCUUCAAUGGGGUUUAUGGAAGCUCCGAGUGAAUGUUCUAUACUAGAGCACCCAAAUUAUCAGUUUCUAGAUGUAUUUGCAAGAAAAGCUCGAGGAUAAGAAAGCGGUUGGAGAAUUUGUAGAUAGAGCUUGAUGAUUGGAACGGCUGUUGUUAUACGAGCUGAUGGAAGAUUGGCAUUAGGUAAAUUUGGAGCACUUACGAGCAGCUUAAGGAUUUGAAUACUCGAGGAUUUGAGGUGAUUUUAGUAACAUCAGGUGCUGUUGGUGCUGGCCGUCAAAGGCUAAGAUACAGGAAACUACUAAACAACAGGUUUGCUGAUCUCCAAAAACCACAAGCAGAACUGGAUGGAAAGGAGUGUGCAGCCGGUGGACCGAGUGGACUGAUGUCUCUCUAUGAUGCGCUCUUUACUCAGCUAGAUGUGACUUCACCUCAGCUCCUAGUAACUGAUCGAGAUUUUGGUGAUAUCAACUUCAGAAUGUUACUUUGUGAGACAGUCAAGUAAUUGUUAAAUUUCAUGUGAUUCCUAUUUUUAAUGAGAAUGAUGCUAUCUGUACCAGGAAGGCUCCUUAUGAGGACUCUUCUGGUGUAUUUUGGGAUGAUGACAGUUUAGCAACGCUGUUGGCUUUAGAACUAAAAGCCGACCUUCUUAUUCUGUUGAGUAAUGUACAUCGUUGACCCUUAUUCUGAAGAGUAAAAAGGUUCUGGAAAGUUCCACGAAUCUAAGAAACAACCAUAGAACUCUCUAAACAAAACGGGACCCACCUCAGAAUAUUUUUUUUUCCGAGUUAUAUGGAAUUAUAUAUCUUCACGAACAAGGUACAAAGUCUUGUUAUAAAUAGGAAUCACUUCGUCUCUUGUUAUUCACAAAACGAAAAGAUGACUGAUCAAGCUGAAUCUUCUUCAGAACCACCGAAAGGCACGAAGAGGGAUUAUAGUACAGCAAUUCUUGAUAGAAAGAAAGCUGCCAAUAGGCUUAUCGUCGAUGAAGCUGUUGCCGAUGAUAAUACUGCGGUUACAAUGCAUCCCGUAACAAUGGAAAAGUUGGAUCUUUUCCGUGGUGAUACCAUAAUGCUUAAGGGAAAGAAAAGGAAAGAGACCAUCUGUGUUGUUAUAGCUGAUGAUUCAUGUGAGGAACCAAAGAUCAGAAUGAAUAAGGUUGUUCGAUCAAAUCUGAGGGUUAAACUAGGUGAUAUUGUUUCAGUUCAUCAGUGCCCCAAUGUGAAAUAUGGAAAACGUGUACACGUAUUACCUGUGGAUGAUACCAUCGAAGGUCUUACCGGGAGUCUUUUUGACGCUUACUUGAAACCAUAUUUCUUGGAUGCAUACCGACCAGUUAGGAAAGGUGAUUUUUUCAUUGUCAGAGGGGGAAUGAGAAGUGUUGAGUUUAAGAUUAUCGAGACUGAUCCUCCAGAGUACUGUGUAGUUUCUCCUGAUACUGAGAUCUUUUGUGAAGGGGAGCCAAUUAGAAGAGAAGAUGAAGAAAGAUUGGACGAAGUUGGGUAUGAUGAUGUCGGUGGAGUGAGAAAGCAGAUGGCUCAGAUCAGAGAGUUGGUGGAGCUCCCACUUAGGCAUCCACAACUUUUCAAAUCAAUUGGUGUUAAGCCACCAAAGGGGAUUUUACUCUACGGACCUCCUGGAACUGGUAAAACUUUGAUUGCCAGAGCUGUUGCAAAUGAAACUGGUGCCUUCUUCUUUUGUAUUAAUGGGCCAGAAAUCAUGUCUAAGAUGGCUGGGGAGAGUGAAAGUAACCUUAGGAAGGCAUUUGCGGAGGCUGAGAAAAAUGCACCAUCCAUCAUUUUCAUUGAUGAGAUAGAUUCAAUUGCUCCAAAACGAGAUAAGACUAAUGGCGAAGUUGAGAGGAGAAUUGUUUCUAUGCUGCUGACACUUAUGGAUGGAUUGAAAUCUCGUGCCCAUGUUAUCGUUAUGGGGGCAACGAACAGGCCAAAUAGCAUUGAUCCAGCUUUGAGGAGGUUUGGAAGAUUUGAUAGGGAAAUAGAUAUUGGUGUUCCCGAUGAAGUUGGACGUCUUGAGGUUCUUCGAAUCCAUACAAAGAACAUGAAGCUCGCUGAAGAUGUCGAACUAGAAAGGGUCUCAAAGGAUACUCAUGGGUAUGUUGGUGCUGAUCUUGCAGCUCUGUGUACUGAAGCUGCACUUCAAUGCAUUAGAGAAAAGAUGGAUGUGAUUGACUUGGAAGAUGAAUCAAUUGAUGCGGAAAUACUGAACUCCAUGUUCAUCACGAAUGAGCACUUCCAAACUUCUGUAGGAACAAGCAAUCCUUCUGCUUUGCGCGAAACAACUGUUGAAGUACCCAACGUCAGUUGGGAGGAUGUUGGUGGGCUUGAAACUGUUAAGAGGGAGCUGCAAGAGACUGUCCAGUACCCGGUGGAGCAUCCUGAAAAGUUCGAGAAGUUUGGCAUGUCGCCUUCAAAGGGAGUUCUGUUCUAUGGUCCUCCUGGUUGUGGGAAAACACUUUUGGCUAAGGCCAUUGCAAAUGAGUGCCAAGCUAAUUUCAUCAGUGUUAAGGGCCCUGAGUUGCUGACAAUGUGGUUUGGAGAGAGUGAAGCUAAUGUGAGAGAAAUUUUUGACAAAGCCCGACAAUCUGCACCUUGUGUCCUCUUCUUCGAUGAACUCGACUCUAUAGCAACUCAGAGAGGAAGUAGCGUUGGAGAUGCGGGCGGUGCUGCUGAUAGGGUUUUGAAUCAGCUUCUAACUGAGAUGGAUGGGAUGAAUGCAAAGAAGACGGUGUUUAUCAUUGGUGCCACAAACAGGCCAGACAUAAUUGAUCCUGCAUUGCUGAGACCAGGGCGUCUCGAUCAAUUAAUCUACAUUCCAUUGCCAGAUGAAGCCUCUCGGCUUCAGAUCUUCAAGGCCUGCCUCAGGAAAUCACCUGUUUCCAAAAAUGUUAACAUUCAAGUCCUUGCUAAGCACACGGAAGGCUUUAGUGGAGCUGAUAUUACAGAAAUAUGCCAACGUGCUUGCAAGUAUGCCAUCAGAGAGAACAUUGAGAAGGAUAUUGAGAGAGAGAAGAAGAGAAGCGACAAUCCAGAAGCAAUGGAGGAGGACGUUGAGGAUGAAGUCCCCGAAAUAACUGCAUCUCACUUUGAGGAGUCGAUGAAGUUUGCAAGGAGGAGUGUGAGUGAUGGAGACAUACGCAAGUACCAGGCUUUUUCACAGACCUUGCAGCAGUCGAGGGGAUUUGGAAGUGAAUUUAGGUUCGCUAAUACGUCAACUGGAGCUGCAGCUGGAGCAGACACCACUGGUGCCAACCCAUUUGCAGAUCCUGCUGCCGAGGAAGAUGACUUAUACAGUUAGUUGCUAUUUCUAGGUUAUUUAUCAUUACAGUACUAGUUUAUUUUAUUUUUAUGAAAUUAGAUGGAUGUUCUUGUUUAUAAGAACUCAAUCACAAUUAUUAUGAUGACGAUAAGGGUUUGUGUUAGAUGAUUAAUGGAUUCUUAGACUUUGGAAUUU
Messenger RNA from Papaver somniferum (opium poppy), 3555 nucleotides. RefSeq names its product cell division cycle protein 48 homolog. The transcript has 13 exons. NCBI's taxonomy places the organism in Eukaryota, Viridiplantae, Streptophyta, Magnoliopsida, Ranunculales, Papaveraceae. Gene Ontology annotation, molecular function: ATP hydrolysis activity; polyubiquitin modification-dependent protein binding; ATP binding. The record is from RefSeq and is a predicted model, not a curated record. Gene Ontology annotation, biological process: mitotic spindle disassembly; retrograde protein transport, ER to cytosol; autophagosome maturation. Bases 877 to 3399 code for a protein of 840 amino acids. Gene Ontology annotation, cellular component: VCP-NPL4-UFD1 AAA ATPase complex; cytosol; nucleus.